Messenger RNA from Gossypium raimondii (Peruvian cotton), 1380 nucleotides. RefSeq lists its product as uncharacterized. The transcript has a single exon. Lineage: Eukaryota; Viridiplantae; Streptophyta; Magnoliopsida; Malvales; Malvaceae. The coding region runs from base 1 to 1380 and encodes 459 amino acids. The record is from RefSeq and is a predicted model, not a curated record.
AUGGAAAACGAAUUUCUUGAUAAGGCUGAAAAUAAUGCGGUUGUCCAAACAUGGUCAGAAAGAACGCAACUUGAGAAAGGUGAUAGUGUAACGGAGGGGUAUACAUCAGAAUUAUGGGACUUCACUUGUAUCAACGUAACUCAGAAUAAUCUCCAAGACUUGAAAGAAAUCUGGGCUCAGUGGGAUGACGAGGUCAAACAAUUGUUUUACUAUAAUUAUGGUGAUUUGCCCUACUUGCUCGACAUCAAAGUGGACGAGCAUUUAUUUCGAGCUCUGGUCCAAUUUUGGAAUUCUGCUUAUAGCUUUUUCACCUUUGGGGAAGUAGACUUGGUGCCUACCGUGGAGGAGUAUACAGCUUUGCUUUGUUGUCCAAGAAUCCAAGUAGAUAAAGUUUAUGCUAGAACUGCCAAUGUUCUCCCUUUUACAAAGAAGUUAGCAAAGAUCACUGGAAUGAGCGAGCAAUGGGUUACGGCACGAACCAAGCAAAAAGGAGAAAAUAAAUGUAUCCCUUGGAGAAGUUUGCGAGAUCAGAUUUCGGCACACCCUGAUACAAAGAAGAAAGUCGAUGUCCUCGCCUUGAGUAUCUAUGGGCAGGUUAUUUUCCCCAAAGCGUUAGGACAUAUUGAUGACACAGUUACAAAUUUGUUCAAUAAGCUUGACAGGGGGGUUACACCUAUCCCAGCAAUUCUGGCCGAAACGUUCAGAUCUUUAAGUGCAUGCCGAAGAGCGGGCGAAGGAAGAUUCAUUGGUUGUGCACAGCUCCUGUUAGCUUGGUUCCACAGCCACUUCUGGAAGGUGGAUAAGGUUUCUUACAAAGUAUUCUCUGAAAGGUAUUCUCCUUUGAAAGAAUUAGCAGCGACGCCAAGACGUGACGAUAUUUCUGGAGAAAGGUGGAUGGCGAUCCUUCAAAAUCUCCGAGAUGAAGAUGUUGAAUGGAAAGCUCCUUGGAUGGUGCCUGACGAGAUUUUAUAUCGAUGUGGAGACUUCGAUUGGGUUCCUUUACUCGGAAUUUGGGGAGCCGUUGGAUAUACCCCUCUGCUCGUAUUAAGACAGUAUAGAUCAAGGCAGUUCAUACCGGCAAUGCAAGGACUGGCCGAAUGUGAGUUUUCUUAUGGAGAUAAUAACUACAAGGGAAAGAUUCGAGAAAUGUCCAACGCUUGGAAGCAAACUCACCGGAUGAAAAGAUUUACCUUUGGGGCAAUGAUAACUCCUGAAUAUCAUGGGUGGCGAAGUAAGAGAAUUAACGACAAUAUUCCUGAACCAAGUCACGAAGGUAGUCAGUUAAUGGAGGAGCAUUUACGGGUCAUCCCUUCUGAACUGGAAAUAUUAAAGCAAGACUUUGAAAGAAGAAAUGCAGAAUUAGAAAAGCAGAUAGAGUGA